Messenger RNA from Megalopta genalis, 750 nucleotides. The record is from RefSeq and is a predicted model, not a curated record. NCBI's taxonomy places the organism in Eukaryota, Metazoa, Arthropoda, Insecta, Hymenoptera, Halictidae.
UCUUGCUUGAGCUCUGCUAGAUGGCAUUAAACGAUGUGGAAACAGAAACAAGUCAUCUAUUUGGAGAAUGACAGAUUGACAUAUCCUAACUGAUAUCAGUAAUAUUAUAAAAAAUAAUAUUUAUACAGGAUACUUCCUAGCACUCCAAUUAUUUUAGACGAUUUUCCAUAUCGUUUGCUUUAUAGAACAACGGAAAACAAAAUUAUAACAAACAUGACAACUUUUCAAACACAACUUUUGUAUGCAUUAGGAAACAAUACAAAAGUUCUUCCAGAAUUGAAGAAGAUGUUUAUUCGCCCUUUAAUACAGAUUGCUGUGAAAUCAAUAAAUCAAGAAUAUAUAGAGGAAGGAAUAUUGGAUAAAAUAAGUCAAAAAUACAAUGUACCAGAAGAAUCUGUGGAUGAGUAUUAUUCAGUCAUCUAUACGAUAUUAAAGGUUCACUUGGGCAUAUUAUCUCAGAAUGUGAAACCUGGAGAAUUCAAGCAAAUAUUGGAGGAAUUAAAAUUAUCUCCUGACUGCAUUGAGGAUUUGUCUACUGUGAUCUAUGGCCAAAAGCGAUUAGAAUUAGUAACUGGUUUAAUCAACAAAACAAAGUUUUACUCACAUCUUGUAUCUUGCAAGUGGCGUGUAGACAUCACCAUUUCUUCCAANACGCCUUAUCCAUUAGGCCACACGGUCAGUUAUCUUUAUUUGCCUAUAUUAAAUAUUAUAUCUAAUAUUUCACUGGUAUUAAAGUAUCCAAUGAAAUAA